Paramecium pentaurelia is the source of this 3440-nucleotide messenger RNA. NCBI's taxonomy places the organism in Eukaryota, Ciliophora, Oligohymenophorea, Peniculida, Parameciidae. The record is from the annotation of a GenBank genome assembly.
AUGCAAACAACAUUAGAAAUAGAAAAAAAACUUUGUUAAGUUCAUAAAUUAGAAAUAGUGGCAGUUGAUUUGAAAUCAUAAACUAGAAUAGACGAUAAAUAUUUAUGCACUAGGUGUCUGGCUGAGAGAGUUGAUAAAGAAAACAUGACAUUGCUAAAUGAAGCUACUGAAAUGAUAUAAAGCAUGAAAACCCAAUCUUUAAAAAUUGCAAAGGAAGAAAAUGUACUUAGAUUAACUAAUUUAAAAUAAUUAUAAUCAUCCAUUAAAUCCUUUAAAAACUAAAUCAAGACGGAAUUAGGAAAAUUGCUUCAAUUAGUUGAUCAAUAAAUGGAAUAGAUCCAAACUGAAAUUGAAUCAAAGGAUUCAAAGUUAGAAAUCAAAAAUUAUGAUGAGGAAAUUCAAAUUCUAUCAAAAAAUUAUAUAGGAAAUUUUAGUUAUAAUAUACCGAAAUAACAAACCUACAAGGAAAAAGAUGUGGCCCUUGUUUAAUUAAUUUAUGAAUCAUUAUAAUCUUAGUCAAAAUCAUAAAAUUUUAUAUAAAUUAUGGAAUCCAUAGAUUAAAUAAGAUCAAGUAUACCAAUCACUUAAUAGGCCAAAAUAAACGAAACGCCUGCAAAAGAAUUUGAUUAACAUGUUAUUAAUUUAUUGAUAUUCUUAGAAAACUCCAUGUCUGAAUUAGAUAUGCAAUAAGCAUAACAAAGAAAUAAUUAUGUUAAAUGUUAAUUACAAUGAGCCUAAAUUCGGUCGAUUGGCAUGCGUAGAAUGUAUUCAAGAAAACCCUAUUCAAUAUAUUAGCUUAAAAGAAGCAAAUAAUAUGUGGAAUACUCUUAUUGGAGAAUCAGAAGAUUUAAUNAUAAUAAGUAUUUUAUGAAUAUAAAAAGCUAAACAUAAAAUUUCAGCAUUCUAUUCUAUUCUAUUGUAUUUUUUUUUUCUUAAAUUAUAGUUAUUUGGAAGAAUAUUGGAAUACUGAUAAUUAAGAAUAAGAUUAGCAAGAAUUGUGUCCUCAAAUAAACCCCUAUUAUAAGUAAUAUCUCUAAAAUUAUUUAAUCUUUAUUGCCAAAGAAAAUAAAUCCAUUAUUUACAAUAAUAAUUAUUUUUGGAUUUUAUUAAAUUUAAUGUAAUUCUAUUAAUUCUAAAUUUUCAUCUCAUUAUAAUUCCUCAUUUAUAUUUGAAUAUAUAUAAGAAAAUUUGAAUUAAUUAAAUAAACAAUAAUAUCUUAUGCAAACAACAUUAGAAAUAGAAAAAAAACUUUGUUAAGUUCAUAAAUUAGAAAUAGUGGCAGUUGAUUUGAAAUCAUAAACUAGAAUAGACGAUAAAUAUUUAUGCACUAGGUGUCUGGCUGAGAGAGUUGAUAAAGAAAACAUGACAUUGCUAAAUGAAGCUACUGAAAUGAUAUAAAGCAUGAAAACCCAAUCUUUAAAAAUUGCAAAGGAAGAAAAUGUACUUAGAUUAACUAAUUUAAAAUAAUUAUAAUCAUCCAUUAAAUCCUUUAAAAACUAAAUCAAGACGGAAUUAGGAAAAUUGCUUCAUUUAGUUGAUCAAUAAAUGGAAUAGAUCCAAACUGAAAUUGAAUCAAAGGAUUCAAAGUUUGAAAUCAAAAAUUAUGAUGAUGAAAUUCAAAUUCUAUCAAAAAAUUAUAUAGGAAAUUUUAGUUAUAAUAUACCGAAAUAACAAACCUACAAGGAAAUAGAUGUGGCCCUUGUUUAAUUAAUUUAUGAAUCAUUAUAAUCUUAGUCAAAAUCAUAAAAUUUUAUAUAAAUUAUGGAAUCCAUAGAUUAAAUAAGAUCAAGUAUACCAAUCACUUAAUAGGCCAAAAUAAACGAAACGCCUGCAAAAGAAUUUGAUUAACAUGUAAUUAAUUUAUUGAUAUUCUUAGAAAACUCCAUGUCUGAAUUAGAUAUGCAAUAAGCAUAACAAAGAAGUAAUUAUGUUAAAUGUAAAUUACAAUGAGCCAAAAUUCGGUCGAUUGGCAUGCGUAGAAUGUAUUCAAGAAAACCCUAUUCAAUAUAUUAGUUUAAAAGAAGCAAAUAAUAUGUGGAAUACUCUUAUUGGAGAAUCAGAAGAUUUAAUUUCUAAACAUAAUUUUAAAAGAGAAAAAACAUUUAAAAUGGUUAUAUAAUAAAUCAAAUAACUAAAAAACCAUUAUAAUAAUUAAUUAUCAGAAAUGUUGUCAUCUAUAGAUGAAUAGCUUAUUUAAAAUAAUUAAGAAUUUUACGAUUCCCUUAAAUUAGAGAAUAAAUAGAUAUUUGAAUUCGAUGAAAAAUAAGUUGAAAAGAUGAUUGAUUUAUUAAGUUAAUAAGAUAAAAAUAAACAUAUCCUUUAGUAAUAGGAGAAACAAGAUAGACUUGAUUAAUUAUUUUAUCAGAAUGUCAAAUCAAAAUUAGAAACCCUUAUUAAACAUGAUUUACUUUGCAAGUAAUAAUUGAUGACAAUUAUUUAAGAAUAACAAGGUAAUUUGUUUGAUUAUAUUAUAGAUAAAAAAGAAAUAGGAAAUAAUCCAUAAGCUGAUGUUAAAAUAACCCCUGAAAUACACGAAUUUAUAUCAAAUUGUUAAUAGUAAGAGUAAUAUUUAUAAAUACAUUCUGAAUCAGUUGAAUUUCAAAUAGAAUUAUAGAAAAAAGUAUAGUAGCUUGAAUAAAAAGGUUAACUAGAAUAAUUUAUUGAAUUGUAAGGAAAAAAUGAUACCGAUAAUGUGUAAAUAUACUUUACUCUAAUAAUAAUUUAAAUAAUAUGAAAUAAAUUCAGAAAAAAUGAGGAAAUUGAUAAAUGCUGAUGAAAAUGAAAAAUAAUUGUUAUUAAUUACCAAAUAAAAAGAAGAAUUGCAGCUAAAAAUUGAUGAGGAAAAAUAAGAAAUUAAAUAAAUCCAGUAAAAAAUUGUUGAUUUAGAAGAAAAUAUGAAUUAAAAAUUCUUUAAAUAAGAAUAAGAAUUUGUUGAAUAAUUUAAUAAAGAAACAACUUAAAAUAAUGAACUUAAGUAAAAUUUAUUGGAAUUAACUCAGUCUAGUGAAAUACGAUUGGAAUAAUUAACUACAAAAUAUAAUGAGUUGAAUUAAUAAAUUGAUGAUGUAUAGUCAGAAUUAAAAGAAAGAGAAAAAUCGUCUGAAGUCUCAGAUAAAUUAUAAUCAUUAACAAAUAGUAUUGAAACAUAAAUUAUAACUGUUGAUUAAAAAGUUGAGAAGUUAACAGAAAAAAUAAAAGAAGUAGAUACUUAAUAAACUACAUAAACUUAAUUAUAAAAAGAAGAGUUAAUAUCAAAAAUAAAUGAUGAAAUAAAUGCAAAAGAUUUAUUAAUUGUAAAAUAAAAUAAAAGAAUGGAUUAAUUUAUAUAAAAAAAUGAUUAAUAAUUGGCAUCGUUGUCGGAGUCGAUAAAAGAAGAAAAUACCGCUCAAUUAUUAUAGUAGAAGAAAUUAAUUUAAUAAGAAAAUUAAAAUAAAUAAUGA